Molecule: messenger RNA, 303 nt
Organism: Nematocida parisii ERTm1
Lineage: Eukaryota; Fungi; Microsporidia
Exons: 1
Coding region: 1-303 (100 amino acids)
Source: RefSeq, a predicted model, not a curated record
AUGGUUAAGAAGAACAUUGUAAAGCUAUUCAUAUCUGUAUUAUUACUUGUGUGCUUACUGAAUUUCAGUACAUCCCACGUAAAAGCAGCUGACGGGGCAAGUGGCGGUGACAGCGGCGGUGGCACCCAGGGAACAUUUAAGGAUGUCUUUACCCACACAUUUAUACAAACCCAGACAACUGAUGGAUUUUUUAUAAAGACAGGAAAAAUAACAUUCAAUGUUAUAACUUCUCCAAUUUGGUUUGUCUAUAAUUUAGCAUCGUAUGGAUUUGGAACCAUAUCUGGAAGAGGAUGGACAUUCUAA